AACGAACGCAGAGAGAGAAAAUCAGGAAAAGAGAAUAUCUGGUAGUCGUACCCAAAGCCAAAGAGUGAAGACCAAGAAGGCAAGAAUCUCUGAACUUUGUUGACCAAACCCGCAACGAUGCCGACGUUGACGAAGCUCUUUACAAUGCAAGAAGUCUCCAAGCAAAACAGCAAAGACAACUGCUGGGUCGUCAUUGAUGGCAAGGUGUACGAUUUGACACUAUACUUGGACGAUCACCCUGGUGGAGACGAUGUAGUCCUUGCUGCAGCUGGAAGAGAUGCCACAGAAGAUUUUGAAGAUGCUGGGCAUAGCAAUAGUGCAAAGGAUCUCAUGGGAGCCUUUUGCAUUGGAGAGCUUGAUGUUGAUACGACUUCCCCAGAGAUAACCUCUAAGAAUCAACCACUUGAUUAUCCUCAGAAGAUCAAGGACUUGACAAAGGAAUACUGGGCUGUUCCUGUGGCCGUGGUUGGCAUCUCUGUGGUUGUUGGCUUCUUGUACUUGCGGAAGAAGUGAUUCAAUACAAUUUUGCCCUUUGUUCCACUCAAAAGGAAGCCCUCACAAUUUUGAAUAAGUAGGAGAAUAGCAACUGAGAAACCUAGCCCAUUAUUUGUUUUUAAAAUUUCACUAGUAUUGGGGAGAAUAUGCAUAUUAUGAUGUAGAGAUUUAUGUACGGAUUUCGAAUAUGACACCUACAAAUUUUAAGGA
Molecule: messenger RNA, 705 nt
Organism: Prunus dulcis (almond)
Lineage: Eukaryota; Viridiplantae; Streptophyta; Magnoliopsida; Rosales; Rosaceae
Product: cytochrome b5
Exons: 3
Coding region: 118-513 (131 amino acids)
Cellular component (GO): intracellular membrane-bounded organelle; membrane
Molecular function (GO): heme binding
Source: RefSeq, a predicted model, not a curated record